Molecule: messenger RNA, 4438 nt
Organism: Anopheles cruzii
Lineage: Eukaryota; Metazoa; Arthropoda; Insecta; Diptera; Culicidae
Gene: lap
Product: phosphatidylinositol-binding clathrin assembly protein LAP
Exons: 14
Coding region: 113-2164 (683 amino acids)
Biological process (GO): clathrin-dependent endocytosis; synaptic vesicle budding from presynaptic endocytic zone membrane; clathrin coat assembly
Cellular component (GO): clathrin-coated pit; synaptic vesicle; clathrin-coated vesicle
Molecular function (GO): 1-phosphatidylinositol binding; phosphatidylinositol-4,5-bisphosphate binding; clathrin heavy chain binding
Source: RefSeq, a predicted model, not a curated record
UGUAAAAGCCAAACGUGAUAAAGCGAAAGAAAUAAGAAAACUGAGGAACCAUUGCUGAAUUGAGUACGAGUACGUGUGAAUUGAUUGCAGGCCAAAGGAUAACGUGCGCAACAUGGCUGGCCAGACGAUCAAUGACAGGUUGUUGGCUGCGCGGCACAGUCUCGCUGGGCAAGGACUAGCAAAAUCCGUCUGCAAGGCAACUACAGAGGAAAUGAUUGGCCCCAAGAAGAAACAUCUCGACUAUUUGGUACACUGCACUAACGAGCCGAACGUAUCGAUUCCUCACUUGGCUACAUUGCUCAUCGAGCGAUCCCAGAACGCCAACUGGGUUGUGGUUUACAAAGCACUCAUCACAACUCACCACAUGCUGGCCUACGGGAAUGAGCGAUUCAUCCAAUACUUGGCGUCCAGCAACUCGUCCUUCCAGUUGAAUAAUUUUCUCGACAAAGGCGGUGUGCAAGAUACCGUAGGUGCCGUGGGUGCUCGUAUGGGCUACGACAUGUCACCGUUCAUACGGCGAUACGCAAAAUAUCUGAACGAGAAGGCUCUAUCGUACCGCACGGUGGCCUUCGAUUUCUGCAAAAUGAAACGUGGCAAGGAGGAAGGCUCGCUAAGGGUCAUGCAUGCCGAUAAGCUGCUGAAAACGCUGCCUAUACUGCAGGCUCAGCUCGACUCCCUGUUGGAGUUCGAUUGCACUGCGAACGAUCUCACCAACGGAGUUAUCAACAUGUGUUUCAUGUUGUUGUUCCGCGACCUGAUACGGCUAUUUGCCUGCUACAAUGAUGGCAUUAUUAACUUGUUGGAGAAGUAUUUCGAUAUGAACAAGAAGCAGUGCCGCGACGCAUUGGAUCUGUACAAAAAGUUUCUUACCCGCAUGGACCGUGUAGGAGAGUUUCUAAAGGUGGCUGAGAAUGUUGGCAUUGAUAAAGGCGAUCUUCCCGAUUUAACCAAAGCACCGAGCUCGUUGCUUGAUGCUCUUGAACAGCAUCUACUCGCUCUGGAGGGUAAGAAGGGUUCCGCGGCGAAUACUCCUACUCAAACGGCAAGCAAUCAAAAGAAUGUAAAAAGUGGUGUUAAUGCACUAUCGACCACCAGCUCGUCUUUCGGGACUGUAGCUGAAUCGAGCAAAUUCGACAGCCCCACAAAUGGUAUGAUCGAUGAAAGCUUAAAGGCCCAAGUUCUUGCCGAAGAAGAGGCUGCGAUGAACCAGUACAAGUCGAAGGUAUCGUCCCCAACAACGGCGACCGCAUUAACCAAUCCGUUCCUGUCGUCACCGACGGCUAGUCAGAAUAAUAUCGUCGAUUUGUUUGAAGCACCCAAGCAUGCUGCAGAUCAGCAGGCUGCUGCCGCAUCUUCUAAGGCUUCGGACGAUUUGCUACAACUCGGGAAUCCGUUUGCAGAUGUUUUCGCAACUCCAGCCCCUACCGUCCCUAGUUCCGCACCGGUUGCAGGGCAAAAUGCGUUCGCCAAUACUGCGUGGAUGGGCAAUGGGGGUUUCAAUGGAACCAUGACUGGGGCACCGGUUUCCGGAAUGGGUAGUCUGACUGCCGGUCAGUCAGUCACAGGCGGAGAUACCUUCGUUUCGGAUAACAAUUUUACUUCUGUAUUCGGUGGUCUUGAACAAAACGGUUCCAAUGCACCCGCCGCAAGCACGGUUCAAUCAGGCAAGGUGUUGACAGGAGAUUUGGACAGUUCAUUGGCAUCGUUAGCUGAAAGUCUCACCAUUAAUAAAUCUAACUGUGGGAAAAACGUUCAGUGGAGUUCACCGAAAACUUCGGCUAAAACUGGUUCCGCAGGGUGGUCACCACAGCCGCAACCGGCUACUAAUCAGAGUGGUUAUAAACCAAUGGCACAAGGUAUGACCGUUUUUCCAGUUCCUAGCACAAUACAUCCCACUACGCACACUUCCCUUCCCGUAGUGCCAGCAUUUUACAUUCAGCAAGGCAUGACCCAGAUAAGGCCCAUGAUGGGUGCAACAAUGGCUGGUGCAACACCCGGUAUGGCUCCUGCCAUGGGUGCUCCUGGCAUUCCGACCCAGGCGGCGGUUCUCACUAGUCAACAGCCGCUUCAUAUGCAAGGAGCGGCACAACAGUCGGCAUCGGGUAUGGCACCGAAAACCGCUGGAGGUGCAAACAUUCAACUUGAUCCAUUCGGAGCCCUGUAAAUUUUGUGCUCGCAGACCCAAAACUGAUCCAAUCUGACGGUCCACCCUUGGGCUGUCACGAAUCCAUACUCUUACUCGUACUGAACAUGAAUUAGUCAUGAAUCUGAAUGGACCGAUCGAUUCACUAGAGCAACGUAAAAUGCAAGAAACCAAGCUCGUUAGCAAAGGGAUAAUAAUGAUGAAUAUAAUGUAGCUACCGAUACUAUAAGCUUACCAUAUGUUGAAAACACAAAACAUAUAUUUACUACCGCUGAUACGAUGAUUGCAUUGCGAGCGUACAGGAAGCGAUGGGUUCGGCGCGGUACGUUUUAAAUUAUUUCAAUCUAAGAACAUUCGAGUGUAAAGAAAAAAACGUAAGCGCUCCCAUUAUGUUAUAUUGUGAAGUAUAAAUGUAUAAAAAUGUUAAACUUAUAUAAUCAUUAAACUCUCGACUCGACUAUACCGAUUAGACUUGGCAGGACCCAGAAACGAUGCGCAAUCGUCGAAAAGUAAUGGAUAUGAUUGCUUCCCUUUGACUCAAAAGAUUCAACCAUUUUGUGAGUACAAUCAAAAGCAAACGACAAGAGUGACUCUUUUCUCUUUGGUACCUUGCCAAAUGCCCAGUGUCGCCGCCAGUUGUGGGUAGCGUCCAUCCGAGUGACUUCGUCCGCUUGUUGAUUGCACGAAUGCUUCACAAGUUGGUCAAAAUGUGAUCAAAGUGCUACUUUAAAACCUAAGCAUUCGAGCUUUUCCUCGUGGUAUUAACAGUUGGUAGAAUGAAUGCAUUCCAAAUAGCAACUGCAAAAAAAUCACCGACCACCCGGAACACCGUGGUGAAACGUUUUUUUAUGCUACCAAACUCUGGUACGCAUAUUUGGCAAAGAUAGUCGAACUGGCGUUUCGACAUGUUAUACUAGUAGCUUCGAAUCAUUCCCGUUUGCGAAGUGCGUGGGACAGAGAUCCCGAAAGGAUUAACUUACUUUCAGUGUGUGGUGAUAGGUAAAGAAAUAUCAGUAGAGAAAUAGAAGUAAUGAUGAACGAAUUGUAAAUUAUGUUGAAAAGAAUGGAAGACUAGAUAAUUGCUCGUUGAUAGUCAUGAAAGGAGUGCUACUGCAAUAUUUUUUUAGUUGUUGUACAUGCUUUACAGCACUAACGUAUCGGAUGCUUUCACCUCUUCAUGCUGAUCGGACUCACGAAAGCUGUUCCAUGCAAGAUAAGCGCUAGCUGCUGAAUGUUCCAAACAAAUGGAAAAUAUUCAGGCUUCAACCUGCAUGAUCUUGCACGACAAUACCAGCACUAUCCAAGCUAUCGAAUAAGGAGAAGACAUGAGUAGGGUACAUCUUAAUUAUCUCUCGUAACCCCGCAAUGAAGUGCAAAUAUUAUUUUAGGGAAAACAUGUUAAUGGGGAUGCUUUCGCAGGUGAACGAAAAUGAAAAACCCAUCCACCAAUCAAGAGUUCCGUGUGCAUGUAUUUAUACAUAAUGAUGAGGCAAAAUGUAGUAAUAUUAAUACUGUUGUACACACAUACGAUUAAUAAUCCAGCAGGGCCAAUGCACUCAGUGCACGUGGCAGGCUAGUAGCGCAAGUUAUAUAUGAAUACAUCGUACUUUGCCAAAACGAAGAACGGCUUAUCGUGUAGUAGUAGAAUGUAACAUGUUGUGUUUUCUUCCUCACUGUUAUCCCGAAAAUCGAUUGUUCAGCUUGAAAAAAAACGGCAGAUAACGUAGGGAUUAAGCACGUGUACUUACCGUGGACGAAUGUAUUGGGUACCAUAUGCAUGUACUAAAAUCUGAUGAAAAUGCCGAUGAAAAUGCCCCAAAUAUCUGGCGCAUUUCGAUGUAUUCGUAGUAAAGGUUGGGAAGGUGCAUUCUUGUUGAAAAUUUUGUGUUUUUGGCUGCAUUAGUCACACGCCAUAAUGAUGCACUAAAUAGUGAGAGAGGCUGGGCGAGUAAAAAUAUGCUUUAGUAAAAAUUUAUCACAUCGAUGAAAGUAGAAGUUAAUUACAUCCCAAUUGCUUGGCACAGUAAAAGGCAAAGGAAACAUAUGUGCACGGUGUGUUGGAAUGGUGAGUGUUAAAGCAAGUCUCUCUGUUUUCACAUGAUUUUCGUUAUCUAUGAAACUAUCAACGCUAAACUAUGGCUUAGAAUGCGAUGAUCGCAACAACAAUACCGGAUGUAUGCAUCCAAUCAUAAAGAUGAACAUAUACACAAGAGAAUUAUAAGAAUUAUAUAUUAUAUAUAUAUUAUAUAUAUAUAACGUUGUUCUAGUGAUGAAAAAAUAGAUGAUUCGAACAAU